This is a messenger RNA of Bemisia tabaci, 3685 nucleotides long. Lineage: Eukaryota; Metazoa; Arthropoda; Insecta; Hemiptera; Aleyrodidae. The record is from RefSeq and is a predicted model, not a curated record.
CCCGCUCGCCCAUUCACAUUCCGCCGCCCGCCCGAUCUCACGUGUCCACCGAGUCGCCCACCCGGGAGCCCCCAGCGUGCUUAUCACCCAAUCACUCGCUUAUCAAUAGCUUAUCACCCGCUUAUCGCUUGCAGUAGCCUAUCCAUUCGGUUCGAUUCUUCGAGGCUUCGAGGCCGGGUUUACCAUGAAACUCCACCCCGCCACCGCUCGGUUCCGAGUCCUUUCUCUCUUUUCUUUCUUUUUGUUUUUCCUAUGUGGUGUCCAGUCUCGUGCUUUGAGCCAGGAACUCUCGGGCCUACAGAACAUCAAUCUCAGAAAUCUUAUUCCACUCACAUCGUCCAGACUAAAGCGAUCUCAUGAACACAUCAUAAAAGACUGUAUGGAGGUGCAGAGUGAGGAAGGGCAAUAUUUUUUUAAAGCAUCACAACGAGACAGUAAUAUGGUUUGUGGCGUCUACCUCUUGACGGAUCCGGACAAGAACAUCGAAGUAAUUUUUGACUACCUCAACGUACCCUGCGAGACGAAUGGACUCGUAUCGUUUAUCGAUGGUUGGGAGCUGAACGGACAGUUCUUCCCGAGCAUUGAGGACCACCCAAAACCCUUGCAAUCUAGGUUCACAGAGUUCUGUGGACAGAGGAAGGUGAAACAAGUUUUCCAGUCGAGCCAAAAUGCAGCGCUAAUUCAAUACAGGAUUCCGACCCGAGGCAACGGAUUUGGCUUCUCCGUUCGAUUCAUUAAAAACCCAACUCCAUGCAAUAUUCUGCUGGAAGGAACGCAAGACGUAUUCACGCUGAGGAAUUACGGGAAGCAUAUUAACUGCAGUUUAACGACGCUCUACCCAGCCCAGCUCAAGGUUCUAUCACUCGGAGUCGGACUCACGUUCAGGAAACGAAACCUCGAGGUUGAAACGGGAACUAUUCACAAGUGCGAUAAGAGGGGGAUGCCUGACUUCGUGCAGCUAGGUGGUGGAGACGGACUUGAUUUGACGAAACUUGCCGUCGUGGAUUCAAUUUGCGGAAUGGACUCAGUGCCAGAAAAAGUGGUUGAGACGAUUUUUUGCGGGGUGACAACGGUGAGACUGGUAUCUAGCGGAGAGUUCGACAAUGCUGUAACGAUUGCUGUGAGGCCGGCAGAGGAAAACGACAUACCCACCGCCAGUCUGGUUUGCGGUCUGUAAGACAGUCUGAGAGCAGCACUGACCUAAGAAAUGAAUCUGAUGGAAUGCUUCUAUUUGAGCCACGCGUUUCAACUUUUACAUUUUCCCAGUGAUUCUAAUCGUUUCCUAUUCUCGCAUGAUGACAACUCAACUCAAGAGUGACGUACCUACAAAGUGAAAGCUUCAGAUUUUGAAUCUGUCCAGCAGGUUCUGUAGAGACUUGACCGUGAUAUUGUCCUAAUUGUGAAUUUUUUUAUGCAUAUAGACAAAGAAUGGAAAAAAAUGAAAUUAUAUUACAAAGAGAAGCUAAGUCCAUUAUACCAAUAUAUACCGCUCCAAGCGCUUUCAGAGGAAAGGGAUUUCACGAUAAUGAUUUUUUAUCACAUCAGACAAAAUAAUAAAAGAGUCACCUCUGGUGAAAAAGAUCAUUCGCGCGCAUUGAUAUCUGUCGCACUCUUUAAAAUUUCCCAUGUGAUGAAGGGAAAAUUCUAAAAUUCAGUCUCCAAUUCGUCUCAGUAUGUUUGGAAAAACGGAAGAAUAAGUGGACAAUAUAAUUACAUGUGUAUGAUAAUCACUAACUAUAGCACCCAGUUAUUCUGGCAGGACAGAUAUUCUCCGAAAGUAAUCACCAAAAGAAAAAGUCAUCAGGAAAGUAAUCAUUAAAAAUCAAAAUUUUUAUUUCACCAAUGACCUCAGUUUUGAACAAGAAAGCAUUAUUCAUGUUCAAACACUGAAUGACACAACAUCGAUCCAAAUAUCCGAAGAGUAAUCCUUCACUAAAAAAGAAACAGAAACAGAAAAGUACGAAAAUAUAAUGACAGCAUAGGCAUGUAGGUUUAUCACCUAUUGUCUAUCUACUUUUAUCCCUGUUUUUAUAGAAUUACACCGAGAUGGAAUGCGUAUAAUAUUCGGGUGGUUUUUAUUCUUCGGUAAUCACGUGGCUUCUAAUUUUUCCCACUGAGAUCAUUGCAGGAAACAGGAAGUGGCUUUCAUUUUAUACAUAUUAAAUAAAUAAAUAAAAAUGUACAAAACAUGGCAUUUAUUUCAUAUAUAUUUUAGCUCUUUCCCGGUCUCUUCUUUUUUCAAUCAACUGGCAACAGUGAAACAGAGGCGGCUCGGUAAAACAUGUUCACCUAUGAUAUUUGACUUUAAUUUUUUAUGUACCUCACGAGCGAGAAUUUUGAUUAUCAACAAAUAAUGAAGGGAACUUCACAUGGUUGAAAUAUCACCCUAUGCUAACGAUACUUUAAUGUAAACGCAGUGAAAAUAUGCGUUUUCUGGUUUUUUUGUUUAUUCUUUGCAGACGUACAUGAAAAUUUACACUCAUGAUUUCCCACAAGAUCCCAUCAGCCUGCAUUUUGUAGCUGAAUAGCUUGUUGUAAAACGUGUGUCGUUUCAAAAAUCGAUGCGAGGUGUUUGAUCUCAUAUCUUUGUUGUCCCAAGUGAAGUUUCAGCGCAAAAAAACAUGAAAUUAAACGCCAAGAGUAAAAAAGAAGACCUGAAGGAAAAAGCCAUCUGCUUUUGUCUUAAACUCCUGCAGAAUUUCUUAUUCGUAGUAAACAGUACAAUGCAUUCAGUAUUUGAAAGAAAAACUUGAUUAUUAUUUUAAGGCUCUAAAUCUCGUUACCCUCGGAUGAAGACAGGCAUUGGUCGACGGAAUCAACAUUUCUGGAACUGUAAUUUUGAAAUCUGGUCAGUUAGUUCCAAGAACUACAAAGAUGCAACUAAGGAGUGAUGUUCUGUAUGCUUUAUUUGAAGGAAUGUCGAUUGUCCAUUCAUCAUGAGUUAGGUGCAUCUGAUACAGAGUUGUGUUUCAAUAGUCGCAAAAAACCAAAACCAAACCCAAGAUUAGAGACCAGAGGACGAAUACCAAUAACAUUGAUCCAAACACCAGAUUGUACUUCAAUUUUUACGGAGAUAUCGACAAUUCAAAGAGCGGCCAGUCAGAUGACAACGAUCAACCGGGAUCAACCGAGGCGAUGGUGAUAGGAAAAUAUAAUUUAUCCAACUCAAUUUUAGCAGUGCGCAUGGAAAUCAGAGGAUUAAAUUUUUUUUGAAAACAGACCCGCGACAAAAAAAAAUCACUGCUCGGCAAGGUGGAUGGCGUCAUUAAUGUGUUUUUCGGAGGGUGAUGCGGUCGUUAAUAUUUGAUUUGGAUGAUUAUGUUGUCUUGGGAGUAUGGUGUCUUUAAGUAGAUCUCAUUCCAUUGUACCGCUUUUUAAUCUGCGAUCAUCGAGACACCAUUCUGUGGUUGAUGCAUCUCACCAAUUUCGUCUUCCUGGCUAUUCACCUGUACUUCUUUUCAUAAUCUGAUACUUAUCCUCAUCAUAAAUGGGGAUAGAUUAUGAAUGAACGUAUUAAUUGUACCUUAUAUUAACAAUAUGUUUCCGUUUCUCUAGGGAAAAGUUCUGUUUAGUUUUGCUAUUUAUAUUUGUAUAAUUUAUUGUAGUUGUUAAUGUUUCAAUUUGUGUUUUCUAUUUUAAUUUCAAUAAUAAAUGCUACUGAAAAAUAUACUCGGUGCUGAAUUGA